CUGGCGCGUGCGCAAGCCAGAUCAGGUCCGGCGGCCGGUGGGGUCGGCGCUGGUUGGUGUCAUUCGGGCCGCGGUCAAGGCCAAGGCCAAGGCCAUGGCUCUGCGACAGGCGCUGGGCAGGGGCCUGCAGCUCGGCCGGGCGCUGCUCCUGCGCUUCUCGGCCAAACCGGGCCCGCCAGGAGGCCUAGGACGCGCGGAGCGACCCGGGCCGGGCUGGGGCCUCGGGAUCCGAGGGGCUGCGGCGCCCCGGCCGGGGCCAGAGCUGGGACUGGGCCUUCCCAGUCGUUACCGCUUCUUCCGGGAGUCGGUGGCCGGGCUGGCGGCCCGCCUGCAGCGUCAGCUGGUGCUGCGGGCCCGGGGCGCCGGGCCUCCCUGCGGCCGCGCUGUCUUCCUGGCCUUCGGCCUGGGGCUGGGGCUCGUCGAGGAGAAGCAGGCGGAGGGGCAGCGGGCGGCCUCGGCCUGCCGCGACAUCCAGGAAAUUUUUACCCAGAAAAAUAAGCUGCUUCCUGACCCUCUGGCAAAUAGGCGUUGGCAGGGCUUCCGGCUAGAGGAGUACCUCAUCGGACAGUCCAUUGGCAAGGGGUGCAGUGCUGCAGUGUAUGAAGCCACCAUGCCCACCUGGCUGCCCGAGCAGGAGGGCCCCAGGGAUGGGCUUCUCUUGGCACAGGAUCCAGUCAUCGCCCCACAGGCAGAAAACAAGAAGAGUGCUCAGCACACGGCCACGGCCUUUCCCUUAGCCAUCAAGAUGAUGUGGAACAUCUCAGCAGGUUCCUCCAGUGAAGCCAUCUUGAGCACCAUGAGCCAGGAGCUGGUCCCAGCCAGCCGCAUGGCCCUGUCUGGGAAGUAUGGGGCCGGCAUUAUCAGGAAACAUGAGAGAAGUUCCAAGCAGCUGGCCCCACACCCCAACAUUAUCCGGGUGCUCCGGGCCUUCACCUCAUCUGUGCCCCUCCUGCCUGGGGCCCUGGUGGACUACCCUGAUGUCCUGCCUCCGAAGCUCUACCCCUCAGGCCUGGGGCACGGGCGAACACUAUUCCUUGUUAUGAAGAACUACCCCUGUACCCUGCGCCAAUACCUGCAGCAAUGCCCUCCCAGCCCCCGCCUUGCACCAUGAUGACUCCUGCAGCUGUUGGAAGGGGUGGAUCACCUGGUUCAGCAGGGCAUCGCACACAGGGACUUAAAGUCGGACAACAUCCUCGUGGAGCUGGCUGCCCCUGCGUGGGUCAUAACAGAUUUCGGUUGCUGUCUGGCUGACGAGAGCAUUGGCCUACGCUUGCCUUUCACCAGCUGGUAUGUGGACCGUGGAGGAAAUAGCUGCUUGAUGGCUCCCGAGGUGUCCACAGCCAGUCCUGGGCCUGGAGUAGUGAUCGACUACAGCAAAGCUGAUGCCUGGGCAGUGGGAGCAAUUGCCUACGAGAUCUUUGGACUCCCCAAUCCCUUCUAUGGACGUGGUGGGACCCAGCUGGAAAGCCGAAGUUACCAGGAGUCUCAGCUCCCUUCAUUGCCGGAGACCGUGCCCUCGGACGUACAGCAGCUGGUAAAGGCACUGCUCCAGCGAGAUGCUAGCAAGAGACCAUCUGCUAGAGUAGCAGCAAAUGUGCUUCACUUAAGCCUCUGGGGGGAAAGUAUCUUGGCCAUGAAGAGUCUGAAAUCAGACAAGAUGAUUGGCUGGCUCCUUUACCAAUCAGCUGCCACUCUGCUGACUGAUCGGUUGGUAGAGGGGAACAGCAUAGAAACCAAAAUGAAGAUGUGCUUCUUGGCUAACCUGGAGUACGAAGCCCUCUGCCAGGCUGCAUUCCUGCUCUGUUCCUGGAGGGCAGCCCCGUGAUGGUCCCAUGUCACCUGAGCUUUACUAAAAGCACUUAGCAGCA
Messenger RNA from Dromiciops gliroides (monito del monte), 1868 nucleotides. RefSeq names its product PTEN induced kinase 1 (gene PINK1). The record is from RefSeq and is a predicted model, not a curated record. Gene Ontology annotation, cellular component: mitochondrion. Gene Ontology annotation, biological process: positive regulation of mitochondrial fission; autophagy of mitochondrion; regulation of apoptotic process. Gene Ontology annotation, molecular function: protein serine/threonine kinase activity; ATP binding. NCBI's taxonomy places the organism in Eukaryota, Metazoa, Chordata, Mammalia, Microbiotheria, Microbiotheriidae.